Molecule: messenger RNA, 5093 nt
Organism: Mauremys reevesii (Reeves's turtle)
Lineage: Eukaryota; Metazoa; Chordata; Testudines; Geoemydidae
Gene: HTR2A
Product: 5-hydroxytryptamine receptor 2A
Exons: 6
Coding region: 743-2215 (490 amino acids)
Biological process (GO): chemical synaptic transmission; G protein-coupled receptor signaling pathway, coupled to cyclic nucleotide second messenger
Cellular component (GO): plasma membrane; dendrite
Molecular function (GO): neurotransmitter receptor activity; G protein-coupled serotonin receptor activity
Source: RefSeq, a predicted model, not a curated record
UUGCACCGCUUUGAGAUCUCAAAUAAACUUUGUCUGCUUCUCCACCCUGGUGUGUUCACUGGCACGAAGCACACCGGGCAACGAACCCCGCUGUUGCCCCCUCGGGCCCUCUGUGCCGGCAACAGUUCUUGGCGCCCAACGUGGGGCUCGAGGCUGAAAUUUAGCCUUGCCCGGACCCCUCCCGGCGGCCGACGGAUUGUGGCAACAACCGAUGCCCAAUGCGCACCGGUGAUUUCAUCGGGGGCCUCGGCGGAGACGCGGUUUGAUCAACCCCGGAGGCCACAACGGUGCAACGCGCUCAGAUAGUGGAGAAGCAGUUGCGGGGGAUGGUGUGGAACCGGUCCCUUGGAUAAGCUCUUUUGCAGGCAUUGGAGUUCCAGGUGCAACAUUAAUUGUGGGAUGUGCUUUGAUUAACCAAGGAUCUGUAUGCACUACUAGAAAAUCAGAGAACUAUAGGCUACAGAUUGGGAACAACCGAAGAGAAAGGACACAAAAGUGGAUAACACAGUGAAGGAUACAAUAAAGCAGGGUACAAAGUGACUCUCAUGCACUUUGAGUGUGGGCUCUGAAGUACAAUAUGCUGAUAUUGGACUACAUGAAACUGAAAACAAAAGUAUUUGAGCAACCAGAAUAAUUCCAUCAGUUUUCUCAGUCAUAUUAAUGAUGAAAAAACAAUCAACAAAAAAAGAAUCCCUUCUUUCCACCAGCAUCAGCUUUGAACAACAGAGGAAUAUAAAGCCUGAUGGUGACAAAGGGUUAUAACUUUCUGAUUUUUCACUGUGCAUCCUCCCCGGUUUCAGAUUUAGCAAUGGAUAUUCUUUGUGACGAGGAGAACCCAACUGCAAACUCCUUAAUCCAAUUAAAUCAUGAGAGAAGACUCUACAAAAAUGUUUUUGUGCCUGGAGAGGUUAACGCAUCUCAUCUGUUUAACUUGACCGUGGACUCCGAAAACCUAACUAAUCUUUCAUGUGAAGGUAGCCUGACUCCGCCAUGUUAUUCAUCACUAUUUCAUCUUCCAGAGAAAAACUGGCCAGCUCUGCUGACAGUUAUAGUGAUUGUUCUAACCAUUGCUGGAAAUAUUCUUGUUAUCAUGGCUGUGUCACUGGAGAAAAAGCUACAGAAUGCCACUAAUUAUUUUCUAAUGUCACUUGCAAUAGCUGAUAUGCUCUUGGGUUUCCUUGUCAUGCCUGUGUCAAUGUUAACCAUACUGUAUGGAUAUACAUGGCCUCUGCCUACAAAACUCUGUGCUGUCUGGAUCUAUCUGGAUGUGCUUUUCUCCACUGCCUCCAUCAUGCACCUCUGUGCCAUCUCUCUGGAUCGCUAUAUUGCCAUACGAAAUCCCAUCCAUCACAGCCGCUUUAACUCCAGAACUAAGGCUUUCACAAAAAUAAUUGCUGUUUGGACCAUAUCUGUUGGUAUCUCAAUGCCAGUACCUGUGCUUGGACUACAAGAUGAUUCCAAAGUGUUCAAGAAAGGUAGCUGCCUGCUGGCUGAUGAGAACUUUGUCUUAAUAGGCUCUUUUGUGGCGUUCUUCAUUCCUUUAACCAUCAUGGUGGUCACCUAUUUUUUAACUAUAAAAUCACUUCAGAAAGAAGCUACCUUAUGCAUUAAUGACCUUGGCACAAAGACCAAGUUUGCUUCAUUUAGUUUUCUCCCUCAAAGUUCUCUGUCAUCAGAGAAACUCUUUCAACGCUCUUUGAACAGAGAGCUGGGGAAUUCAGGAAGGAGGACUAUGCAGUCAAUCAGUAAUGAACAAAAAGCUUCCAAGGUUCUUGGUAUCGUCUUCUUUCUGUUUGUUGUGAUGUGGUGCCCGUUUUUCAUCACCAAUGUGAUGGCAGUCAUUUGCAAGAAAUCCUGCAAUGAAGAAGUCAUUGGAGGACUGCUUAAUGUAUUUGUCUGGAUUGGCUACCUUUCUUCCGCUGUCAACCCAUUAGUAUACACACUGUUCAAUAAAACCUACCGUUCUGCUUUCUCACGUUAUAUUCAGUGUCGAUACAAGGAGGAGAAGAAGCCUUUACAGCUGAUUUUAGUGAACACCAUACCUGCUUUAGCAUACAACUCCAGCCAACUCCAGCUAGCACAAAUGAAGAGUUUAAAAAAAGAGGCUAAAAUGAUGGCCAAGGAUUAUUCUAUGGUUACAAUCGGAAUACAUCCUUUAGAUAGUACCUCAAAGGGCAGUAUUAGCCCAGUCAGUGAAAAGGUUAGCGGUGUGUGACUCUGCUAGCCUGUCAACAGCUGCCAUGGCAACCAAUGGUAUGUACUCAGAAAACUUCAUCUAACUCUGAGAAGCUUUGAUAGCUUAGGAACAUUAGCCCUGUCUAAGAGAACUUCAAUAGCAUCACAUACUCACGUUAUCCAGUUAAUGACAAACGGGUUAAAAUGCUAUCAAAUGUGCAUUUUUUUCAUACAGUAUUUCAGCUGUUUUAAGCACAGGCUUUAUUAAACUUAUUUUUUUAGUAUCCUAAAUAAUAUAUUUCUUAAAGAAAACAAUUUAUUGUAUUAUUAUACCAUGGGCUGUGAAGAAAUUAAUGUGUUUCUUUUCCUUCUGCAAAUGAAAACAAAGCUAUUGUUUGGUUUACUUGCUGGUUACGUUUGAAUUAAUUUGUCUUGCUACAAUGUAAUUUUAUUAUCAUUAACUGAGUGAGCACUUUACAGGAUUUUACAGGAAAAGAAAACAUAAGUUAAUUUAUGGAUAUAUAUUUAAAAUAAAAUAAAUAUUAAAGAAAAUGCUAUGAAAAUCUGUAUAGAUCAACUAUGUGAAAAAUUUGGUGUUUUUAUGGCUAUUUUUCCUUUCCAAUUACAAUUCUGAAAUGUUGUUGGGUUUUCUGCCAUUUGUUCUGUACUUCAAGUUAGUUCUCUUCGAAAGCAAAUUAAAUUUGAAAGUUCCUUUGUCGCUACAAACAUUUUUGAUCUCUAUUUUCUAUUUCAUUUUAUCCCUAUUCUGAAUGUUUCACGUGCACUGGUUUAGACUUAAAAAUAUACUUUUACAAAAAGUCUCUGUCGAGCUUGGUUCUCUACUACAUUAUACUGAUUUUACAACAGUAUAAGUGAGGUAACAGGGUGAAAAAUCAGGCCCUGCUAAAUAAUUUCAGGUUUAAUCCUGUUGACAUUUCUCUUUACAGCUCCCAUAGGUUUCAAAUAUAAUUAACUUCAAUGGGAGUGCUGCAUGAGUAAGGAGUGGGCUUUAACAGAAUAUCUUUCCUCAUUUCUGCUUGAUUAGAAAGGACAUUAAUAUGGUAUUUUCCUUGUUUUGUUUUAAUGUUUCUAUACUGAGAAUAAUUAGAAGACUGAAAAAGAAGUGUUGUUUUUUUCUUACUAGAAUUUGGUUUUCCUCCAUCACAUAUGCAAACUAUUUUGCUGUUGCUAGAGGGUUGCUCAGGAAUGCUGGGCUGCUUGCAUUAUUUGGCUACAAUAUUCAUGAGGGAUGCCUGGGCUGAUCCUUACAUUUUGUGGAGGCCCACUGAAAAUAAUGAGAUUCUGCAAAUGGUGUAGGAUUCUACCUGCACAGAUGUAAUGGCAGGAUAGUUGGAUUAUUUAAAAAAGCAUCAAAUAUUUUACUUUGAUAAAAAGGCCUAAUCGUGCAAACAUUUAUUACGAGGUGUAGCAUGUAUUUCCACUGAACCCAGUAGGAUUCUGUGGGAGAGUAAAAUUACAGCUGUUGCUACUAUCUGCAAGAUUGCAUCCAAAUAUUAGACACUUACAUGGACUUUACAAACAGGUAUAAGAAUAGCAAGGCACAGUCCAGUUUUAGAACCUAUCAACUGAAAAUAAAGGGUCACUAUUUGGUCAAAAGGUAUGAGCCAAACCCUAAUGUCUUCCUUAAGUCACUGAGUUGCACCAGCAUAAGGAGCAAAUAAAUACUGAGUAAGGACUUUAGCAUUUGGCCCCAAACCAAAUUCCCUUAGAUGAUGAAAAAUGAAACAAUGUUAAAAAUCUAAUUUAGAGCCUAUUGUGGCCUUGCACCACAUGCACAGGGGAUGAGUCAUAGGAGCCUUCCUUGGUGCAAAGAACAAGUCAGAUUUCAGUCUGCACUGACUUCAGUGCAAUCAUUACUCGCCACUGGUGCAUACUUAGGAGAUAUGAGAGCCGUGGUGUUUACCUGAACCACAAUAUUUUCUGAAGCACCUGAGUGGGUGAGUGCUUCUGCACACAAUCUCCACCCUGGGCUGUGCUUUACAGACAUAACCGAGCAUUUAAUUUCAACUGACUAUACUGUUUAUUUAUUUUCUGCAUCUUAUUCAGCUUGGCCAAGAAAAGCAGACUCCCAAUUUCUAGAAAAUUUCAUUUUCUGUCUCUAACAACACUAGUACCAUGUUGCUCAGGUUGCAAACAUUGCUCAGGUUGCAAACUGAAGGGAAGAAAUGUUGCAGUCUGUUGCGAAUUAUAUCUGUAGGCCACGCACCGUUCGUUUCUAGGCUGAGGCACAAAAACCAAAGAUUUACAGGGUGUCCAAAUAACAAAGUUUUAUUGCACAAGGUUCAAACAACGUUCGAACGUGGUGUCCCCCUGCUAGUCAGGGAGAGACCCAGGCUGCAGAUUACAUAGAAGUUAUAUACUUUUUAGGAGUGCAUGCUACCCUCGUGAAUCGGAAGCCUUAACCAAUAAACAAGCCAUUUUCUUAUCUUUAGCCUAUUAUAGUCCUCGUGCUGGCUAAUGCACAGUCCAGCUGUUACCUUGCAUGCUAGAAUUUUUCCUUAAUUAUGUUGCUACAGCUGUGUUCCUAUCCUCUUUCCUGUUUCUGACUUUAUCUUUCUUUAAUGCUGCCCUUGGGAGCCGUGUAUGUGAUGUGCUCGCUUUUAGUUAAUGAUGGAUACAAAAUAGGGAAACUUACAAAAUGGAGUUGCUCAUGCUAACUACCCCUAACAAGUCUAAACAAGUGAUUUUAAUUAAUUGUUUUACAUUUCAUUAAAGGAUGCCUAUUAAUAUACAGUUCUUUAAAACUUAUUAAAAUAAAACCUAUCUUUUAGACCUAUGCUACCUGACAGUGUCCUUUUAAUUAAUUAAUAUAGGUAAUAGAAUUUACCUUUCCACUGGAAAGCAAUGUACAAGACAUGGAUAUAUAUAUAUAUAUACACACACACCUCUACCUUGAU